ACCCGAGUGCGUGCGUCCGGGGCGUCAACUCCGGAGGGCUGGGCUGCCGGCGACCGGUGUCUCGGAGCGGGAGCGGGAACGGUGACGGAGAGAAGAGCAGCGAACAGGUGGGGGUACGACACGAGGAUGGAACCCUUUUACCCGGAGAGGCUGAGAAGGCGCGCGACGGGACCCCCGCCUCACCUACCAAGAAAUCCCCCUUCUAUUGUCUCUUGGCCCCGCCCUCCAUUGGGCACGCCCUUUGCCUCAUCCCCCGCCGUUUAUUGGCUACAGGUCACGCCCCUCCUCGAUAUCUCCGUCCCCAUUGGCUCCUCUUCCACGUUAUCCUCUCCGGGAGUUUCCCCAUUGGCGCAGGCCACACCCUCUCAUUUGUCACCAGACUCCACCUUCAGUCUGGGUUCCUCCCCUCGCCAUCCUUCAUUCAUUCUGCAUCUCGUGCUGGAUGCUUGAGACAUGGGAGUGAAUCAGACCCGUCCCUGCCCUCAGGGAGUUCAGGACAUGGUGAGGGGACACGGACCUAGGCUACGACAGUGACAACCUAGGGCGGUAAAGAGGCCGCCUAGGCGCCCUGGGAGCCUCUAAGACGCCUGGAAGACUUCCCGGAGGAGAAGUCAACAGUGUGGGGAGUUGGAGUGGCCCAGCUGGAUGUGACCCCCAGAACAGAAUGGUGCUGGACUCAGGGGCUCAGGUGUAUGGGCAGCCACCCCCCAGCCCACCAGCCAGGCGCUCAACGUUGGGCCGUAGGCCGAAGCCCUCAGACCGAGAUGGAACACCGCUGUACCCCUGGCCUCGGUCCCUGGCCUUGCCCCUGGCUCUGUCGGUCUCCUCAGCCCUGCGGCCACGGCCUGAGCUGCAGUCCCUCUCAGAGCUGCGCUUGGGCCACUGUGGCCACAUGCGUCGCAGUGAGAGCACCUACACCGUAAAUAGUACUGGCCGACUCAGGGGUGGCACCCAGAGUCAGGCCCCACCUGGACGCAGACGGGAUCUAGGCGGGGGCACCCUGCGGUCUGCUUCCUCCCUGCCUCACAUUGCUAAGACUCAAAAGUCCGGAGGCCGUGGUGCCAGCAGGAGCCCCUGCCUGUUGAUGGCCCUGCGGCCAACCAACAUGGACAGUGAGCGGGACAAGUUCUUCCAGUCCCGUUACACCUACAACCCACAGUUCGAGUACCAGGAGCCCAUGCCUACGGCUGUGCUGGAGAAGUACUGUGAGGCCUCUGGACAGUUCAUCCAUCAGGCAGUUGGCAUCAUUGAGGCUGUCCUGGAGAAGUUUGGCACCUACGAACACUUUGAGGCCGCGACUGGGGGCCAGCUGCUGACCAAGUGCCAGAUCUGGUCUAUUGUGCGCAAAUACAUGCAGAAGGAGGGCUGUGUCGGGGAGGUUGUGGUGCAGCUGAGUGAAGACCUGCUGUCCCAGGCAGUGAUGAUGGUGGAGAACAGCCGACCAACACUGGCCAUCAACCUGACCGGAGCCCGCCAGUAUUGGCUGGAAGGCAUGCUGCGGCACGAGAUAGGCACCCACUACCUGCGAGGCGUGAACAAUGCCCGGCAGCCCUGGCACAGCGCCGAGGGCCGGCUGCAAUACAGGUUGCGGCCAGCGAACCCCACCGAGGAGGGCCUGGCCAGCCUGCACAGCGUGCUGUUCCGCAAGCAGCCCUUCCUGUGGCGCGCGGCGCUGCUCUACUACACCAUCUACCGAGCGGCGCACUUGUCUUUCCGCCAGCUCUUCCAGGACCUGGCGCGCUACGUGCAGGACACAGACGUGCGCUGGGAGUACUGCGUGCGCGCCAAACGCGGCCAGACCGACACCUCGCUGCCCGGAUGCUUCAGCAAAGACCAGGUGUACCUGGAUGGCAUCGUGCGCAUUCUGCGACACCGCCAGACCAUCGAUUUCCCGCUGCUGGCCUCGCUGGGCAAGGACCUGGAGCGCUACCGGCAGCAGCUGGAGCACAUCAUGGCCACCAACCGGCUGGACGAAGCAGAGUUGGGCCGCCUGCUGCCUAACUGAUACUGGUUGGGGGCUCUAGACCAUCCCCCUGAACAGGAAGAGGGCUGCUCUGUGCUUCCACAGCCUGGGUGUUUCUUGGGGAAGCUGAGGGGACAGGAGCAUCUCAGGAGGGAGGAGUGGCAACAUCCGUGGGUGUGUGUUCCCUGCUAGCCUCCCUGGACCUGGAGGCCAGCAGCAGCAUGUUGAGCAAACAGUGUGCCCUCCUGCCUCUGUCUGUUGAGCAGAGGGGAAGCCUGGGGGCAGCAGGGAAGCUGAGCAUGGAUGGGGAUGGGGGAUGGUUUGGGAGUAGAAACUUGUUCUUGCAUGAGAUGACUUUGGGUAUCUGCGUACUCCAGUCUCCCCUCCCCCACCCGGCCCCUUGGUGCUCCUUCAGCUUUCACGCUGUCUACCUCUCACUGGGUCCUGGUGGGGGUCUCCCUUCUUUUGGGGUGAUUACCUGAACCUGGGGUCCUGGCUUUCACACAGACUCAAGGGACAAGGGUCCUAGUAGGUAGAGACCCAGCUGGGCUGGGAUGUGCUUUCCAGCAUUUUGCCUCUCCCACUGCAUGUAUUUAUUCCCUAUUUAUGUGCUCUCCUUCCUGGGGCUGGAGGCAGCAGCUUCUGAAGGUUCAGGGACAGGCUCCUCUGGAAGGCACCCACUGUGCCUAGCCCCCAUCUCAGCACACGCGCACACACACACACACAGUCCUUCAGGCCCUGUGAGCUGAGCCCGAGAGUUCACCAGGCCCUGCCCCUACCCCCACCCCCUCCUCAGGCCUCUGUUGUCCUCGUCUUUGUCCACACCCUCACAGCUGGUCUCUGACAGAGGUUGGCAUAGCCUGGCAGCAGCCAUAAUCAAGCCUGAGGGGCAGACACCUACCUGUCCCAAAUCCUGAGCCCCCCCUGGACCAGGAGAGGUGCAGAGAUGGUUGUUGCUUCCAGUUUCACCUCAGACUCGCUGUCUGAGGUUGACCCAGGCCCACUCCCACCCUUGGCCUUAGUUUUCUCAUCUGUAAAAUUUGGAAAUGCAGCUGGAAAGCCCUUAUUCAUUUAGUCAGUGAAAUGCACCGAACGCCGUCUGUGUGCCAGUCACUGGUCAAGCCCUCACUGAGCUCCCAGUCCUGAGAGGAGCCAGACAAUUAAAACAACAAUUACAAUAA
Myotis brandtii (Brandt's bat) is the source of this 3144-nucleotide messenger RNA. It is a transcript of the gene MATCAP1, whose product is annotated as KIAA0895-like ortholog. Bases 665 to 2005 code for a protein of 446 amino acids. NCBI's taxonomy places the organism in Eukaryota, Metazoa, Chordata, Mammalia, Chiroptera, Vespertilionidae. The transcript has 7 exons. The record is from RefSeq and is a predicted model, not a curated record.